UCUAAUAAAAAAUGCUGGAGCCAGUAGUUCAUUUUUAAAGUGUAUUGUGUAAUUGGAUCGAAGCAUCUGGAGCAGCAAACUCAUUUCAUAUCAGCAAGCCACGCGGUGCCCUGGCAUUCUCAAGUGAGCAGAAUUUUAAGUUGAGGGUAGAGAUUUAAAUUUGCAGCAUGCAUGACUUUUUGAAUUUGUUAUUAUUUGCUAAGGAGUGUUUGCAGCAUGCCCAUUGAUAUUUCUUUGGUAGCCAGCUGCGCUAAAAUGAGCAUUCAUCACUCCAUUCCCCACUUGCACGAAUUCUCAUUUUGUAGUUUCAGCAGAAAUUUUAGUACUGGUUUAACAGUAGUAUACCCAAUUCAGGAACGAAUGUCUCUUGGGUUUUGUCAUAAGCACAAUGCUUUAUUAACGAGAAUUUUGGCUUCUAAAAAUCCUGCAAAACCUAGGAGGAGAAUUAAAACCCAGUCUGAUAGGAACUGGCUAAAAGCUAAGCAUUCUGUAAAGCAAGCUGCCGAACCUUUAAUUAUAUCUGAACAGUUCAGUUCUGAGGAAGAUGUAGACUUAGGAGAGAGGCAGGCAAUUGGUGUGGCUGUAUCUGCUCAGGCUAAUUUUAUGAGAGUCAUUGUGAAAAAAGCAGGAGGGGUUGGAGGUUUUGGUGAAGAGAGAAAACCUUCCUUAAAAGAAAAUGGUGCCCCAGGAAACUUUAUUGACUCAGAUAAAAAUAUUCGAGUGAUCGGAGGAAUCAAUAAGAAAACUGUAAAUGGUGUCCUGAAAACUUCUGGCAAAAUAAGCGGUACAGAUGAUAAUAGUUACGGUAGAAAUCCAGUGCUAGUUUCUGCUAUUAAUGCGGAUGAAACAAGUAGAACUUUACAUGAUGAUAGAGGUAGAAAUUCAGAUUCACAUGACAGAGUGGAAGGCAGAGCUGCAAUGGAUGUUAGGUCAGUGAGUCAUGAAACCGAGAGUGAAGACGGUGAUAAUGUUCAUAAAGGAGCCGAGGAUUUAGGUGAAAAUAAUAAGAAGUGUGUGGAUAAGAGAGUAGGAUUAGAGCUCCUAUGCGUGGUGAGGGCGUUGCUUAAGAAGAUUAAGAGGCGAGUUCUGGUCGGUGACAAGGUCUUGGUUGGGAGUAUCGACUGGACAGAUAAGAGAGGCAUGAUAGAGGAUGUAUUUGAGAGGAAAUCUGAGAUAACAGAUCCUCCGGUUGCAAACGUUGAUCAUAUGCUUCUACUUUUCUCCAUGGACCAACCCAAGUUGGAGCCCUUUAUUAUGACGAGAUUCUUGGUGGAGGCAGAGUCUUUGGAGAUUCCUUUUACAUUAGUUAUGAACAAAACAGAUCUCGUAGAGGAAGAGGUUCUGCAUGCAUGGAAAGACAGACUUCAAAGUUGGGGUUAUGAGGCACUAUAUUGCAGUGCUGAUAGUAAUCUUGGACUGACUGCUGUUGCUAAUGUUUUGGAAAAGAGAACAUCUGUAGUGGUUGGGCCUAGUGGAGUCGGUAAGUCUAGCUUGAUUAAUGCCUUGCGCCGUGGUCUAGAUAUAUGUGCUACAAGUGAGAUGGAUUUAUUUGCCGGACAGGUGGGGCAAGAUAGUAAGUGGUUUGAAGAAUUACGUAUUGGAGAUAUCUCUAUGAGGAGUGGCCGUGGAAAGCACACCACACGGAAUGUAACAUUGCUUCCACUGCCAUCUGGAGGUUAUCUUACUGACACACCUGGAUUCAACCAGCCUAGUCUCCUAAAAGCUACAAAGAAUUCAUUAGCUUGGAUGUUCCCUGAGAUCAGGCAAAUGCUCUCCAGUGAUUCUGGUAGAUGUCUCUUCAAUGAUUGUCUGCAUAUUGGUGAGAAAGGCUGUGCAGUAAAGGCUGAUUGGGAAAGGUAUCCUUACUAUCUCCAGUUGCUUGAUGAGAUCAAAAUACGGGAAGAGAUACAGUUAAGGUUGAUUGGUACAAAACGAGAAAGUGAUGUCAGGUUGUCAGGAAUAUGUAUUUUUAUUUGUUGCCAUGUUACUUGGUUGUGCAGAACCCCUUGUACCCAUCUGGGUGUGGUUUGGGUUGGGAUGGCCUUGGGUUUGUCUAGGGUCCGACAAAGAUCCAUAAGGUACACCGGGUGAGGGCAUGUCUAGGUGUAAGUAAAAGAAAAAAUUUGCCAAAACUCAAGUUUUUGCAAAUUAUUAAAAAAUAAAAAAUUGUUUGCCAACCCUAAUUUGGCACUGAAGUAUCUUUACUUGAUUAAAAACUACAUAGCCCUCAUCAUUUAGAUUGGUUAGAUUCUUCAGCUUCAUUGUUUUUCCAAAGAUUGAAGAUUUGGUUAGAAGUAAGGGCUCCAUUUUGUAGAAACAGAGUGAAUAAUUGUAAAAUGACAUGGACUAUUAAGGUUUGUGUGGUUUCAAAGGCCUUAAUUUGGGCUAUAUAUACACGUACAUGAAUCCCAAUAGGGGCAAGAUACAUAGGGGAUGGUGGAUGGGGGCUCUCAAGAAAAUAGAAAUGUUCGAUCCUCCCUCUCGACUUGGUGGGCACAUGAAAUCUUGAGAUUUGUUCGAACAUGGAAUCUUUAGAUUUGUUGGACAAGUGAAAUCUUGGGAUUUGUCCAACACCUCAGGUGAUUUGUUUUAGAUUUUUGGUACACAUGAAAUCUUUUGAUGGUAUGGACAUGGGGACAUUACAUGAAUCCAUACUCAUAACUGGGGGAAAUUUUUGUUGUCAUUCUAGCAUACCUGAACCUCAAACUCCAUACCCAUCUGCUUACUAGGAUUGGCAACUUAGAGUUUUUUUACUGUAGAACUGUAUUGGAUAGGACUUUUGCCUACUAAAGAGUUAUUU
Cryptomeria japonica (Japanese cedar) is the source of this 2800-nucleotide messenger RNA. RefSeq names its product small ribosomal subunit biogenesis GTPase RsgA 1, mitochondrial. The record is from RefSeq and is a predicted model, not a curated record. The transcript is spliced from 5 exons. Gene Ontology annotation, molecular function: GTPase activity; GTP binding. Bases 217 to 2091 code for a protein of 624 amino acids. NCBI's taxonomy places the organism in Eukaryota, Viridiplantae, Streptophyta, Pinopsida, Cupressales, Cupressaceae.